AUGACGGACAAAUUUAAACAAGCGCGUCCUGUAACCUGCCUAGUUGCCGAGGAAGGUAGUGAGGCAAAUUCCAGCGACCACGCGUUCGUCAUCCCUGAAGCGCUGUUGAAAAAGGCAGAUGCAGCAUUGCUGCAAAAGAAGGAGUUGCUGGAAAGAAAGAGGAAUCCGCGCCGUGGGGACUGCACCUAUUUCCUGAACAGAAUGAAGCAGUUCCACGCACUCAAAGCGAGAGCGAGAAGCUAUAUUGAAGACACCAAGUGGCUGAAGCAGGAGUGGCGCUAUGUUCAAGCCCACCCUGUUGAACCUUUUUCAGAGGAAGCGAAAACAACUGGACUACUGCAUUCUGAAGCUGCUAAGGUGCAUGAAGCGCUAGCGAAUGAUGUACUAACAAAGUAUUAUGGGCUUUCUCUCAUGACGGUGCUGAAGACGAAGUCGGGGUCUUCUUUCGUUAAGUUUAGUGAUAUUGCUGGUGGAAUUCCUCGCGAGAUGAUGGUGAACGAUUCUAUUAUCGACAUGAGCAUAAAGAUGAUUGCAGACAGUGUGAAAGGGUGUGUGGCGUUAUCGUCACUGAUGAUAUGGCCUUCUGCAUUGAAGUAG
Molecule: messenger RNA, 597 nt
Organism: Phytophthora nicotianae INRA-310
Lineage: Eukaryota; Oomycota; Peronosporomycetes; Peronosporales; Peronosporaceae
Exons: 2
Coding region: 1-597 (198 amino acids)
Source: RefSeq, a predicted model, not a curated record